CUCCCCCAGUCUGUUCAAAAGUUCAAUUUGGACUACAAAAUGUCGCCCAACAGCCUUAUCAAAAUAGGGUGUGACAGUUCCCCACUUUAAUGUCACGAGAUCAAAAAGAAAAAAUUAAAUAGUUUACUAUUUUUCUUUAGUUUCCGAAGUAGUAUAUAAACAUCUUGAUCAAUGGAGUGAAAAUCAUUCGAAUCGUUCUGCUCGUAAAACUACUUUUCUUUUCAUUAAGAAAACAACACUCAUUUAAACUUCAAUAUGAUGUUUAAGGCACUUCUUAUUGCUUCUCUCGCCGCCGUUGCUUUAGCACAAUACGGCUAUGGACAUGGACAUGGUUAUGCACCUGAACCACACCAUCAACCCAUCCCAUACCAAUAUGGAUACGACAUUGCCGGUGACCAUGGUGAAUUCAAACAAACCAGACAAGAGCACGGAGAUGGACACGGCAACGUUCAAGGAAGCUACAGCUACGUUGAUGCCCAUGGAAUCCAAAGACAAGUUGACUACGUAGCUGAUGGACAUGGUUUCCGUGCCUCUGUCAAGACCAACGAACCAGGAACCGAAAGCCAAAACCCCGCUGAUGUUGAACUCCAUGCCAACCCAGCCCACCACCAACCAUCAUACUCUGCUCCACGACAUGGAUACGGACAUUAUUAAUUAGGUUUAAAAUUUAAAGAAAUUCUAAGAAAUUGGAAAGGAUGUCAUCUAGCGAAUGAUAAGAAGCUGUACACACAUUGGAAUGAGAUGGAUGAAACGAACGCAAAUUCUUUUUUAAAAACAGUCAUUGUUGUUAAUAUUUUGUAAAAAUUAGUUAUAUUUAUUACAUUUCGCCAAGCACAUUUUGCUAAAUCUAUCUUCAAAAGUGCUUAGCUUUGUAUCAAAGCUGCUGUUAUUUAUUAUUAGGAUUUUGUAAAAAGAAAAGUAAUCAAAAUAAAAUUAUUUAUUUACAA
Parasteatoda tepidariorum (common house spider) is the source of this 947-nucleotide messenger RNA. NCBI's taxonomy places the organism in Eukaryota, Metazoa, Arthropoda, Arachnida, Araneae, Theridiidae. The record is from RefSeq and is a predicted model, not a curated record.